Molecule: messenger RNA, 1474 nt
Organism: Phodopus roborovskii (desert hamster)
Lineage: Eukaryota; Metazoa; Chordata; Mammalia; Rodentia; Cricetidae
Product: melanoma inhibitory activity protein 2-like
Exons: 18
Biological process (GO): endoplasmic reticulum to Golgi vesicle-mediated transport; protein secretion; vesicle cargo loading
Cellular component (GO): endoplasmic reticulum exit site; endoplasmic reticulum membrane
Source: RefSeq, a predicted model, not a curated record
UGCCACCGUGGUGUGCCCAUGGAGGAUUUUUGAGCUGCUGCCAGUUCUAAUUAUCUUCAUGUUCUGUGAAUUUAAAGUUGUGGCAGCAGUGCCUGAAGAUAUGACAACAAGCUUUGAUCCUAGUGAGCCAUCAUUAGAAUCGCUGAUAUGUGUGGUUGCCAUUGUACUGCUUACCAUUUUCUUAUUUCUUUGGAGAGGAUACCGAUCAAUUCAAAGCCGACUUUAUUUGAGUAAAGAGAAUAGACUGGCUGUGGAACUUGCAAUGGAAAUCAAAAAGAAAUGUGAUCUAAUUGACAAAGUGUGCCUUGCUCAAGAGGAGUAUGAAGGCUUAGAGUCAUCCUUAAAGGAGGACAACUUUGACAAGGCAUCAACAGAAGUACAGAGUUUGAAGUAUAAAAAUCUAGAAAGAGAUAAAUCUAAACUUGAAGAAGAAAUAUUACUUAUAGAGAAGAAACUAGAAGAAGAGAGAGCUAAACAUUAUGAAGAAGAGGAAUUGAUGAGUGACCUUUCAAAAAUGAUGCAGUCUCUAGCAGAUGAAUCACAGUCUGUCAAAUCACAGCUAGCUGAAGCCAAAACCACACUAAGAAUAUUUGAAAUAAAUAAAGAACGACUUAAAGGAGUAAUAACAGAUACCUUGAAUGAAAAUUAUCAACUUCAGGAAAGCGUGCAUCAGUAUUUAGAAGAAGCUAAAAUCAUGAAAGAACAAAUGAAUCAACUCAAUAAACAGAAAAUAGCAAUCGAAGUAUCCAACGUACAGGCAGAGCAACUCCUAAAAGUUAAGGAAAAUCAGAUCAAGUCUCUGAUGGAGAGCCUGCUAAGGAUGAAAGACUGGAAUUCUGUGCUUGGGGAAGAUGUAACUGAUGAUGGUAAUCUGGAUGUAGAAGUGAACAAUGACUUAGAGAAUAACUGCACUGUCUAUUUUCCUGAGUGUAAUCAGCCUAAGGGAGCUUUGAGGAAGCUAAUAUAUGCUACUGAGUUAAGUGCUUCGUUAAAAUCCCUAGAAGGAGACAGAAACCAAAUUUAUACUCAGUUAUCUGAAAUAGAUGCAACAAAUGAUGAUCUUACAGAGCAUAUGCAAAGUCUCAAGUCUGAACAAGUGUCUCUGCAGUCAGGUAAUACACUACUUGAAAUCGAGAAACAGAAGCUUCAAAGGAAAAUCACAGUGAUGAGGGAGCUGUACCAAGACAAUGAAAGGAUGCUUCACAGAUGAGAGGUGAAAAUAACAGUGGAGGAAAAAUGUAGAUUGGAGAAAGAGGAAGAACUUUUCAAAUUGAACAAGAGAACCAGCCAUGUGAACAAGGAACUAGAGACCUAUAGACGGCGUGCCAAAGAUAUCGAAGAAGAAUUGGAGAGAACAAUUUGCUCCUAUCAAGGGCAGGUUAUUGCUCAUGAACAAAGGGCACAUGACUAUUGGCUGGAAGCUCAUGCUUUGGAAAGAAACAUCAAUGAAUUAAAGAGAAAAAAUGCUCUGAUG